CUCCCAGCUCGCAUUGAACUACUCCUGCCCUCUCCCCAUGUCUUCGAUCAUUUCAGCGGUGGCCUUUGUGCCUCGGGGCUUUCCUGCAGAGUUUCCCAGGCAAUUUGAACUCGAUGAGACAGAGUACGAGCGCAUAAACGCGUUGUCGCAGAUGCGCUUGGACGAUGCUCGCGCCGACCUUGAGGCAGAAGAGGAAGAACAACAAAAGGCGACUGGAGAGUCGGUCAACGACGCGUCGAACGGCGAGGAUUCUGCCGUUGCUGAUGCUGUGGAGCCGCUCAAGUCGUCGGAGGAGAUUGAUGACGAGCUGAAGGAGUACAACUUGGACACGUACGACGACGACGAGUUGGAAAACGAAGACGACGCCGUGGAUGACGCGUCCAACCCGCUUUUCUCGCAUAUUCAAGGUCUUGCCUACCACGACGGAGGCAACAACGACCCGUACGUGACGCUGGAAGCUCAGCAGGAGGAGGAAAUGCUGGAACGCGAGGAGAUGCAAAUUUACCCUACCGACAAUAUGCUGCUGGCUGCUCGCACGGAGGACAACCUUUCACAUGUCGACGUGUACGUCUACGAGUCGGAGGCUGACAAUCUGUAUGUGCACCACGACUUUAUGCUUCCUUCGUUCCCACUGUGUUUGGAGUGGAUCGACUACCGUGUUGGUACGUCUGAAAACACUCCUGGAAACUUCUGUGCCGUGGGUACGUUUGAUCCGGAAAUUGAAAUUUGGGACCUGGACGUUGUUGAUGCCGUAUACCCUGCUGCCGUGUUAGGAGCUCCCUCUUCCUCCAGCAGCAAGGCCUCCAGCAAACGCAAGACUAAAAAGAUUCAACCUGACCGCCAUGUUGACGCCGUGUUGGCCCUUGCUGCCAAUCGUAACGCUCACAACCUUCUCGUGUCUGGUUCAGCCGACACGACUAUCAAGUUGUGGGACCUUGCCCAAUGCUCGUGUGUGCGUUCGUUCGACUCUCAUCACACGGACAAGGUGUCCAGCUUGGCUUGGCACCCGCAGACAGCCCCUGCGUUGCUGUCCGGUGGCUACGAUCACCGUGCUGUGCUCUCGGAUCUGCGUAGCACGGAUGCUCCUGCCUCGUUCACUAUCGACAGCGAUGUGGAGAAUGUUGCCUGGGCCCUCCAUCGUCCAGACGCCUUCUACAUCGGUGCAGACAGUGGCACCGUGUACUGUUGCGAUGCGCGCAACCUUGCGAAGCCUUUGUGGACGCUUCAAGCUCACGAUGGCCCUGUGUCCUGCAUGAGCGUCAGUCCCAACGUCCCUGGCUUGUUGGCUACUGGUUCAACGGACAAGAUGGUCAAGCUCUGGAACGUCGGCACGGAUGCUCCUAGUUUGGUUGUUUCGCGCGACUUGGACGUCGGUCGUGUGUUCAGCUGUGCAUUUGCUCCCGAUGAGGCUGUUGGUUUCACACUUGCUGCUUCUGGUAGCAAGGGCGUUGCUCGCGUUUGGGAUGCCUCGACGAACGCUGGCGUUCGCCGUGCCUUUGACUCUCGUCUGGGCCAAACGCCCAUUGUGAAGGAAAAAAUUGUGCAGCUUGAGGAGGCUGCCAACGAUGAUGACGAGGACGACGAGGACGACGAUGAGGACGAGGAAGAAGAAGAAGAGGAAGACGAGAAUGUGGAGUAAGGGAACUAAUUGGCUCUCUCGCUCGCUUCUUCCCGUAAUAAUGCAUGCAGACGGUGUCCUGAGAGCUGCAUUAUCGGCUGUAUAGAGUUAUUUCUUUUUUUGUUUUAAAAUGUUUUGCAUAGGUUACCGGUUGUUUUAACAGGAAUGAUUUUUGGAAAUGCACAUAACAAGAUAUGUCGGUGG
Messenger RNA from Schizosaccharomyces japonicus yFS275, 1822 nucleotides. Its product is annotated as WD repeat protein. NCBI's taxonomy places the organism in Eukaryota, Fungi, Ascomycota, Schizosaccharomycetes, Schizosaccharomycetales, Schizosaccharomycetaceae. Gene Ontology annotation, biological process: rRNA processing. The record is from RefSeq and is a predicted model, not a curated record. The transcript has a single exon. Bases 38 to 1639 code for a protein of 533 amino acids.